This is a messenger RNA of Nymphaea colorata (pocket water lily), 804 nucleotides long. Its product is annotated as pentatricopeptide repeat-containing protein At4g14850-like. The coding region runs from base 1 to 804 and encodes 267 amino acids. Gene Ontology annotation, biological process: RNA modification. The record is from RefSeq and is a predicted model, not a curated record. Lineage: Eukaryota; Viridiplantae; Streptophyta; Magnoliopsida; Nymphaeales; Nymphaeaceae. Gene Ontology annotation, molecular function: protein binding; RNA binding. The transcript has 2 exons.
AUGCAUGCGAAAUGCGGCUACUUAGCGGACACCUGCCAGUUCGACGAAAUGCCCCAUAAGAGCGUUGUGUCGUGCAAUGCUUUGGUUUCAGGUUCUGUGGUUAAUGGUCGGCAGGAAGAUGCGAUGUGGGCAUUUCGGGAGCUCAGGAGGGUGGGCGAUUAUCCGAAUUCGAUUACAUUUUGUGGCUUUCUCAAUGCCUGUUCGGAUGCAUCUGCUCGGUUGCAGGGGAUGCAAGCCCAUGGCUACGCGUUGAAGGUUGGGUUCGACAGCGAUGUAUCGGUUGCUAAUGGGCUGGUGGAUUUCUACGGGAAGUGUCAGUUGGUCGAUUCAGCAGCUAAAAAUGGGUGUGAAGAAGAGGCCUUGAGACUGUUCUGCGGUGCUCGGAGGGAAGGAGUAAAGCCGACAGAGUUUAUGGUUUCCAGCAUAUUGAGUGGAUGUGCAAGGUUGGCUGGCCUGAGGGAAGGAAAGUGGAUACACUGCCUUGUUGUCAAAUCUGGUUUGGAUGAAAAUGUGUAUGUAGGCAGUGCACUUGUAGACAUGUAUGGGAAAAGUGGCAGCAUAUGCGACGCUGAUCAGGUGUUCUACGAGAUGCCAGAGAAAAACCUCAUUACUUGGAACGCCAUGAUCUCUGGUUACUCCCAGUAUGGGUAUGUGAAUGAAGCACUAAGCACGUUUGAAGCAAUGCAGCAAGAGAGUGUUGCACCCAACUACAUUACUCUUGUCUGUGUUCUCUCUGCUUGCAGCCAUGGUGGUUUGGUGGAUACUGGAUUGUCAUUUUUCAAUUCCAUGUAUGAAAAAUAUUGA